AUGGACUACCAAAGACCGAACGGAUGCCACGAGAUACCUCAUGACCAACUCGACCUCAGGCCGGACGCUGAAGUCGAUCGCGACCUCAUUAAACCUCCGCCGGUCUCCUCCGCGAAGAACAUCUGGCUUUUCUGGAAUUCCGGUUUCUCAGGCCUCCACCCGUACACCAAGCGCAAUGUUCGAACAUGGCAUCGCCGCUUCUCUCGCUCAGGUUGGACAGUCCGGGUGAUGGAUCUCGUCUCCAACUCUCCGCUCAACAUCAACAACUUCUUGGACACAUCAGACCCUACCGUCUUCCCCAAGGCAUUUCGAGAAGGCACGAUAGCCGGCACGUACGGACCACAACAUACCUCCGAUCUCGUCCGCUGGCCUCUAUUACUCAAAUAUGGUGGAGUCUACGCGGACGUAGGCAUGAUCCAAAUCGGCGACCUAGAUCGCUUGUGGAACGAAACCAUCGGCAACCCCUCCAGCCCAUACGAAGUCCUGUCCUACAACAUGGGCGGCGUCCACGACCGCGCGCUGACGAACUACUUCCUCUGCUCCCGCCCCAACAACCCGAUGUUCGAGCGCUGUGAACGGCUCCUCCUCGCUCUCUGGGACGCCGACGGUGGCAAAACAACCACAGACGGCAUGCACGCUAGUCCGUUGCUCAAAGGCAUCCCGCUGCUCGGUGAAGGAGACGAGUCUCUGGCGUUCGAGGAGAAUGGACGGAAGUUCGAGGCGCCUGAGGUUAGUAGGAUGUUGACGGAUUAUAUCAUCCAGGGCCAAGCUAUGACGAUGGUGAUGGGGCUUGUGGAUGAGGUCGACGGGUGGAAUGGACCGGAGUACGUGGCGAAGCAUGUUUAUGCUAUUGAUUAUAUGGAGGGGAGUCAGUGGAUCAACGAGCUCACCGCGUGGGAUGGGCCGGAGGCGUUUCGGUUGAUGUCGUUGUCGUUGCCGAAGGAGGGGGAGAAGGAGAGCGACGAUCAGAAGAAGGCAAGGGAGAUUGUUGAGGAGUGUUUGAAGAGGAGUUUCGGGUUCAAGCUGGCGCAUGGGCUGAUUCUGAGGGUCAUGGGGGAUACGCUGGGGAGUCUGUGGAGGAGAAAUGAGGGGAGUGAUGUGGUGAGGGGCACUUAUGCGGAUUGGCUGAGGUUUGGGACGUUGCGGUGGUGUCAGGAUGGACUGCCGGAGAGCUUGAAGUUUGAGAUGAUGGAGCCGUAUAAGAAAGGCCCGUUGUUGAGGGAGAGCUAG
This is a messenger RNA of Saxophila tyrrhenica, 1230 nucleotides long. RefSeq lists its product as uncharacterized. Bases 1 to 1230 code for a protein of 409 amino acids. The record is from RefSeq and is a predicted model, not a curated record. NCBI's taxonomy places the organism in Eukaryota, Fungi, Ascomycota, Dothideomycetes, Mycosphaerellales, Extremaceae. The transcript has a single exon. Gene Ontology annotation, molecular function: glycosyltransferase activity.